Molecule: messenger RNA, 1065 nt
Organism: Colletotrichum godetiae
Lineage: Eukaryota; Fungi; Ascomycota; Sordariomycetes; Glomerellales; Glomerellaceae
Product: oxidoreductase
Exons: 1
Coding region: 1-1065 (354 amino acids)
Molecular function (GO): protein binding
Source: RefSeq, a predicted model, not a curated record
AUGAGCCUUUUUGCAUUGGUCUUGACUCUGGUCGCCAUCGCCCCUUCUCUGGCAGUGAGGAGUGGUAUCCACGAACGGAAAUUGAACUUGACCUUGACAUGGGAGAUUUUACCGACCAACAGCCAACAGCAACUCCGCGGGUUGUCGCCAGUGUCGGACCAAAUAGCCUGGGUAUCCGGUACAGGAGGGACAGUUCUUCGCACCACCGAUGGCGGUGCUUCGUGGCAAUCAGUUGGCCCCAGAUUGUCAAUCGAAGACGCUGACCUGCAGUUCCGCGAUGUGCAGGCGUUCUCGGCGGAAAAGGCUGUCAUCCUGUCUAUUGGCGAAGGAGCGGAUUCGCGCAUUUACAUCACGGCCAAUGGCGGGGAGUCUUGGACGCAAACCUUCGCUAAUGAGGAGGCAUCCGCGUUUUUCAACUGCGUCGAUUUCGAGGACGAUGAGAGGGGGAUUGCCGUGAGCGACCCAGUCGAUGGCAAGUUCCGUUUGAUAGAGACGCUUGAUGGGGGUAGCUCUUGGACUAUCGUGGACCCCAGCGGGAUGUCCCCUGCUUUGGAGGGAGAAUUCGGAUUCGCGGCCAGCGGAACUUGCAUCUCUACCGCAGCGGGCCGAUGGUAUCUCGCAUCGGGUGGCAUCGAUCCCGGCAGAGUCUUCCGGAGCUCAGAUGGGUACCAGUGGGAUGUCUCGGGCAGUGCGAUUGCGGGUGGUGCCUCGGCCGGGGUGUUCUCGGUACGAUUCAAAGAUGCGCACAACGGCAUUGCAACUGGAGGCGACUUCAACGUGGCUAAUGGUUCCCUCCACACAUCAGCGUGGUCCGAGGAUGGCGGAGAGACCUGGACAGCAUCGGAGGUGUUCCCGGGCGGAUACCGAUCGGGCUCGUCAUGGGCCCCGGGGCUGUGUGGGGUGGCUGUCGCUGUUGGACCUUCCGGAUCCGAUAUCACGCUUGAUGGUGGGACGACUUGGGUUACAUUUGACAGAGGCUCGUUUGACGCAGUCGAGUGCGUCUACGGCCGAGUCUGCUGGGCGUCCGGGUCAGCCGGAAGGGUGGGCAAGCUUUUGUUGAGUUGA